Molecule: messenger RNA, 219 nt
Organism: Geodia barretti
Lineage: Eukaryota; Metazoa; Porifera; Demospongiae; Tetractinellida; Geodiidae
Source: the annotation of a GenBank genome assembly
AACAUUUGUUGCCUGCUCUCGUGUCCGUUGCCUCCAAGACUUGCUCUUUACGCCGCCAUUUCCUUACCAGCGGCUCUCCAGCCUCUCAAACAGCAGUCGUCUCAAGGACAGACAAGAAGAAGACCAGCGGCUUCUCUCUCUACAGCCAUCCACCACUCAGUACUUUACAUCUACCACCAUUUAACCAACCGCAUGAAGAAGCCACUACAUCUUCAACAA